Messenger RNA from Mesorhabditis belari, 2271 nucleotides. Lineage: Eukaryota; Metazoa; Nematoda; Chromadorea; Rhabditida; Rhabditidae. The record is from the annotation of a GenBank genome assembly.
AUGCGCCUAAAAACUCUGCAAUCAAGUGUGGCCCGGCACUCAGAUGCGGUUUGUGCUGUGGGUUGGUCAUCGAGUGAUGAAAUGGUCUCCUGUUCGGAUGAUCACACGUUUCUCAAAUGGAAUCUCGUCACAAUGGAGGCAACGAAAGUCACCAAUUUGGCUGACACUACCUUUCCCACCUCGAUGUCCUGGUUUCCGCGUUCGUUGACAAGAGGCGAAAAUGAUGUUUUAGCGUUGACCUCAUCGGAUGGAAAACUGCACUUGAUCACUCGUAACGGGAAAAUCGAGAAAACCGUCGACGCGCAUCGGGGAGCGGCGUUGAGUGCAAAAUGGAGCCACGACGGGACUGGGUUGAUCACUUGUGGCGAGGAUGGCGCGGUAAAGAUGUGGUCACGGCAGGCGAUGCUUCGGAGUGUUCUCGCGCAGUUCGCCUCGCCAAUCUAUUCGGCUGUUUGGGAUGGAAGUGCGUCGAGAGUGUUGUACGCAUCCGAGGACACUUGCUAUAUUAAAGCGUUGAAGACACAAGUGUCUCCAAUCAAAUGGAAAGCUCAUGACGGUGUGAUCACAUGUUUGGAUUGGAGUGCGGCGAGUGAUCUGAUCAUUACCGGCGGAGAAGACGGGAAAUUCAAGGUCUGGGAUUCAUUCGGCCGGGUUCUAUUCACGUCGGCGAGCCACGAGACACCGAUCACUUCACUAGCUUUCUCCCCGGAUGGAUCGCUCUUUGUGAUUGGAUCGUUCAACUUGCUGCGGCUUUGUGAUCGAGCUGGAUGGUCUCACAGCGUCGAGCGCCUCGAUUGUGGAUCGGUGAUGGCGGUGGGAUGGAGUCCCGAUGGGACACAAUUGGUGGCCGGUGGAAGUCAUGGACAUGUCGUCCAUGCACAUCUCAUUGAAAAGCGAACCUCCUACCGUAACCUGGACAUCACGCAAACGAAAACGAAUCUCAUUGAAGUGCGGGAUAUGACGAGUGAGGUGGCCAGGGAGAAGCUGGACACAAGGGAUCGGAUCACGAAAUUCUCAGUGGCGCACGAUCAUUUGGUGGUGUUGACGAGUAAACAGAUCUACAUCUUCAGCUCGAAGAACUGGAACACACCGAUCAUCGUCGAUUUGAAAGAGGGAAACGUCUCGUUGUUGAUACAAACGGAAAAACUAUUCGUGGUGAGUGACGGUGGCUCGUUGUACUCGUACAGCUACGAGGGACGAUACAUUUGUGAGAUCAAAGUACCCGGCACUGGGGGAAGUUUCAACGAAUCGAACACAGCUCUAUCGAAUGAUACGAUUGUGGUGAGAGAUCGAAAUGAUUAUACAAAGGUGCACCUAUUCGAUCCGAACACUGGGAAAGUGCAGGGUGAUGGGAUGAUCACGCAUACGUCCGAUAUCGAAUGCGUUCGCGUCUCGCAAAGCGGUGCGCUCAACGCAAGAGUGAUCGCUUUCACUGAUUCAUCCACUUCCGUUUAUGUUUCACUCGUGAACUCGUUUGGAACAACGCCAAGGACUGCGAAAAUUGGCGCCCUAAUCGAGCAACUCUGCUUCAAUGAUCUCUCGCCGAUGCUCGUUGGAUUGGGCGAUGGAAAGGUCCUCGUCUGGCCAGUGCCGGCACUCAUUUUCGUCGAUCGAGAACUCCUUCAAAAAGCGGUGAUCGAGAAACCCGUGAAUGGGUUGGGGAAAUUCCCGCAACUCAUCAACUUCUCGGACAAUCAAGUGAUCCUUCGUCGCUCCGAUGGCUCUCUUGUUCCAAUCGCUCUUUCUCCUUUCCCAUCGGCUCUCCUCUCAUACACUGACGCGUCAAAAUGGGAUCAAGCGAUACGUUUGUGUCGACACAUUCAGGAUGACGUCUUGUGGGCGGUUCUGGCCGGCACGGCCGCGCAACAGAAAAACCUUUACGCGGCCGAGAUCGCCUAUGGGGCACUGGAUGAGGGUGAAAAGGUCGCCUUUCUCGCCGACGCCCGCUCUCAUCCGAACAAAGAUGUACGAGCGGCGAUGUUGGUUUUGUUGACAGGAAAGAUCGGUGACGCGGAUUCUAUGCUGGAAAGGACGGGACACAUUUUUCGAGCGAUCAUGCUCAACAUUUCGACGUUUAGAUGGAAUCGCGCACUCGAGGUGGCCAUCAAACACAAAACGCAUAUCGAAACGGUGCUCGGCUAUCGUCAGAAAUAUCUCGAUCAAUUCGGAAAGCGGGAAAACGAUCAGAAGUUCUUGGAUCAGUUGAGCAAAUUCGAGGUCGAUUGGGAGCACAUCGAGGAGAUGAUCGCACAAGAAAUGCAAAAAGAACAA